AUGACAACUGAAACUGUAAAUGUUACUGUUACGGCUAAUGGCAAUGGUAAUGCUAAGACUGCAACUACGAUGACCGCCACCACCACCACCACCUCCACCGUUAAUGGUAAUGCUAAUGCGCCUUCUGCUGGAGGAAAGAACACGGAAACACAGAAGAAGAAUAGGAUUCAGGUUUCCAACACCAAGAAGCCUCUUUUCUUUUAUGUCAAUCUUGCUAAGAAGUACAUACAGCAGCACAACGAGGUUGAGCUUUCUGCAUUGGGCAUGGCUAUAACUACUGUUGUUACGAUUGCUGAGAUCCUCAAGAACAAUGGUCUGGCCAUUGAGAAGAAGGUGAUCACAUCAACAGUUGGCAUGAAAGAUGAAACCAGGGGAAGGCUCGUUCAGAAAGCUAAGAUCGAGAUUGUGCUGGGAAAGACGGAGAAGUUUGACAGUCUGGUGACAAAUACAGCUACAGCAGCCGCAGCUUCUGCGCCAACAAUGGAUCAGCCAGCUGCCGCAGCGACGGGAAUGGGUGAAAACAAGCAGUAGCAUCCUUUAAAGAUACCUAUGUUGUUGUAUACUGCUUUUAUUACUUUCUAUACUUGAGACUUUAUAGACAUUAGUGUAUUCAGCAUUUUCCAGUUCGAACUCGAGACUGCUGCUACUGCAUAUAUUAAGACAACAAGGAUGCGGACAACCCAACUUAUGAGCACCUAAUCUUGCUUUGACAUGCAAGAUGAUCUGUUGUUGAUGGAUUUAAGAGGUUGUUAGCUCUUUGUUUAUAUCUAGAAUGUUGUACAACUUAUACUAUUUCAGAUUACUGCUCAUAUGUAUGAUGAUGCCUAUCUCACCAUGAGUGAUGCAACUAUUCAAAUAAUAUUCAAGAAGUUUCAGUUUGGA
This is a messenger RNA of Daucus carota subsp. sativus, 882 nucleotides long. RefSeq lists its product as uncharacterized. Gene Ontology annotation, molecular function: RNA binding. Gene Ontology annotation, cellular component: nucleus. The record is from RefSeq and is a predicted model, not a curated record. The transcript has 5 exons. The coding region runs from base 1 to 531 and encodes 176 amino acids. NCBI's taxonomy places the organism in Eukaryota, Viridiplantae, Streptophyta, Magnoliopsida, Apiales, Apiaceae.